Paramecium pentaurelia is the source of this 1590-nucleotide messenger RNA. The record is from the annotation of a GenBank genome assembly. NCBI's taxonomy places the organism in Eukaryota, Ciliophora, Oligohymenophorea, Peniculida, Parameciidae.
AUGCUAUAAUAAAAGAAUGCUGAAAUUGAUGUGUCUUAAUUUGAAGAUAAACUCCUCUUUAUCUCUUCAAAGUGCAAUAAAGAAAAUGCACUUAAUACAUAAAUUAAACAAAAUGACAUGAAUGAAUAACUAAAAAAUUUAAAUACUUUUGAGAUUAAUGGUAAUUAACAUACAUUCAAAAAUUAGAAGCAAACAUUGAAGAAAAACCUAAAGAUAAAUAGAUUGUCACUCUUUAAGCUAAGACUUGUCGAUACAUACCCUUAAGAAGUGGUAUUAAAUAAUCACUCUCUGAAGAUUAUCAAUAUAGAUAAAUAGAUGAAAAUACUGAAUUAAAGAAGAAAGGAGACUUACAAAUAGAUUAAUUAGGUUUUAAAGAGAUUUAUAAAUAUUAAUUAUUUGAUUAACAAUUAGAUAAUUAGAUUCAUAAUUUUAAUUGGAAAUCUAAGAACCUUUUUCAUUAUGAUAUCAGAAAAUAAAAGAAAUAACUCAAUUCUUCACUUUUAUUAACCUAUAAUAAUUUAAUGGAAUUAUAAGAAUCUCUUUAAAAUGAUUCAAACUAUAAAUAACAUCAUAGGAAAAUUAAUAUUAACCCUAUUAAAGUUUUGGAUGCACCUCAAUUAUAAGAUGAUUUUUAUUUAAAUCUAAUUGAUUGGAGUUCAUAGAAUAUACUAUCAGUUGCUCUUUAAUCAAGCGUGUAUUUAUGGUCAGCAAUAAAUAAUAAAGUUACAAAAUUUUGUGAUUUUAGAAAUACUGAUAUUGUUUGUUCUUUGACUUGGGCACCAUAAGGUAAUUAAUUAGCCAUAGGUACUGAAUCAGGUUCAAUCUAAAUAUAUGAUCAAUAGAAAAUGAAAAGAAUCUCAACAUUAUAAGGACAUACAUCUAGAGUUGGAUCUUUAGCAUGGGCUGGAUAAGUAAAUAUUAAAGAUAUAAAUAUUAAUAGACAUUAUGUUCAGGAUCAAAAGAUAAAUCAAUUUAACUUUAUGAUUUAAGAUAAUAGAAAAUUAUAGGGAAAUUAGAAGGUCAUAAAUAAGAAGUAUGUGGUUUGAAAUGGUCUCCUGAUGAGUAUUAAUUUGCUUCUGGAGGAAAUGAUAAUAAAUUACUUGUAUGGAGAUUAGGUUCAUAAGUACCAAUAAUUAAAUUUAAUUAACAUCAAGCAGCAGUCAAAGCUAUAGCAUGGUCUCCUCAUAAACAUGGUUUAUUAUGUUCUGGUGGUGGGACAGCAGAUAGAGCUAUAAGAUUCUUCAAUACAUCAACAACAGAAUAACUAGAUUGGAUUGAUACAGGCUCAUAAGUUUGUAAUUUACUUUUUAGUAAAACUAUAAAUGAAUUUAUAUCUACACAUGGAUAUAGUAUGAAUUAAAUAAUAUGUUGGAAGUAUCCUACAUUAGAAAAAGUAUAAAUUGAAAUUGAAAUUAGGUAUCCACAUUAAUUGGUCACACUUCAAGAGUUUUGUUCUUAGCAAUGUCACCUGAUGGAGAAACUAUUGUAACUGGAGCUGGAGAUGAAACAUUAAGAUUUUGGAAUAUAUUUCCUAAGAAGGAAGAAUCACAAUUAUCAUAAACACUUUUAAUACCCUCUAAAAUAAGAUGA